GACCCUUUCUCCGAUUUUGAGAGACGCCUCCAGCUGCUGCUGCUUCGUCUACUACUUCUUCUCCAGCGUGACAUAGAAACCACCAAUUAACCAUGGCGGACGACGAUUACAACGAAAUGGACAUCGGGUACGAGGAUGAGCCAGUAGAGCCAGAAAUUGAGGAGGGCGCAGAAGAGGAUGCGGAUGCGGAGAACGCUAACGAUGAUCUUCCAGGCGAUGCCAUUGAAGAUGAUGACAAAGAAGAACAAGCCCCGGUGGAACGACCGCGAAGAACAUCCAAAUUUAUGACCAAAUAUGAACGUGCUAGAAUAUUGGGCACUCGUGCUGUGCAGAUCAGCAUGAAUGCCCCUGUGAUGGUUGAGUUACAGGGUGAGACUGACCCACUUGAGAUUGCUAUGAAGGAGCUUCGUGAGCGGAAGGUACCCUUCACCAUUCGCCGCUACCUGCCCGAUGGAAGUUAUGAAGAUUGGGGAGUAGAUGAGUUGAUUGUGGAAGACUCGUGGAAGAGGCAAGUGGGAGGCGAAUGAUCAUCUACGCAUGGAAAAUGGUUUCUGAUGUUGGUAUUUUAUCUAUAAAUUUCCCGUUUAGAUCUUCAUUGACCUGUAACAUUUGUAACAUUUUACCUAUAAACUUACAUGUUGAAAGAUUUUUUCUGUCAUCUGUAAAUGUUUUGAUACACUGUAGAAGACAUCAGAAAUUUAAGGAUGUCCUUAACUUUCAGAAAUUUAAGGAUGCCUUACUUGAGAAAGUUAAGGACAUCCUAUUUUCGGGGUGUGAUUCAACCAUCUUUAGAUUUCUUUUAUUGUCACAGAUGAGAAAUAAAAUACUCAAUACUACGGUCUGGUGAUAUUCUUGGAA
Pyrus x bretschneideri (Chinese white pear) is the source of this 858-nucleotide messenger RNA. Its product is annotated as DNA-directed RNA polymerases II and V subunit 6B. Lineage: Eukaryota; Viridiplantae; Streptophyta; Magnoliopsida; Rosales; Rosaceae. The transcript has 5 exons. Gene Ontology annotation, molecular function: DNA binding; DNA-directed RNA polymerase activity. Gene Ontology annotation, cellular component: nucleus; RNA polymerase III complex; RNA polymerase I complex. The record is from RefSeq and is a predicted model, not a curated record. The coding region runs from base 93 to 527 and encodes 144 amino acids. Gene Ontology annotation, biological process: DNA-templated transcription.